CCAGACGCCCCUCACACGAUAGACAUUAUUUUCGUCCAUGGACUGGGUGGAACGAGCAAGCAGACAUGGUCCAAGAACAAGGAUCCGAAUCUGUUCUGGCCGAAGGAAUGGCUGCCGCUCGAGCCAGACAUAUCUACCGCGCGUGUGCUGUCCUUCGGGUACAAUGCACACUUCGCUGCCCCGGGCAAAAGCAUCUUGAACAUAUCGGACUUCGCUCGAGAGCUCCUGUUUGCAAUGAAGUUCGGGACAGAUGAGCAGUCGAAGGCUUUGGACAUUGGCCAUGUUCCCAUCAUAUUUGUCGUGCGCUCGAUGGGAGGACUCGUAGUUAAGAAGGCAUUCAUAUUGGGGCAAAAUGACGCACAGUUCAAGGACAUCAUCCAGUCUAUAUCCGGAAUCAUAUUUCUGGGCACGCCACAUCGCGGGAGCAACCUCGCUCAGGUACUCAAUAGAGUGCUGCAAGCUUCGGUCUUUAACCACUCUGCGAAGGAAUACAUCACUGAGCUUCAACGCAACUCCUCCACACUCCAGGAUAUCAACGACCAAUUUAGAAAUUUCGCGGCAGACCUCAGCAUUGUGUCUUUUUUCGAAACCAGGCCGACUGCAGUUGGCCCGAGAAAAAUGAUGAUAGUGGAGAGGGACUCGGCUACCUUGGGGUAUGUGGGCGAGAUCACGAAGGCCCUGGAUGCCGAUCAUCAUGAUCUGUCCAAAUAUUUUAGUCGGGAGGACCCUAAAUAUAGAAGCUUUCUGGGCAACACAACACGCAUUCCACAAAUCCUAUGGGUUAAAGGACCACCCGGGGCUGGAAAAUCGGUGCUUUCUGCCUUCAUCGUCCAACACCUUCGCUCUAUCGAAGCUAAGUGUCAAUUUUACUUUUUCAGGCACGGUAACCCAGACACAAGAUCGGUCAGUGGACUGCUCAAAUCGCUCACAUUCCAACUCGCAUCUCAGCUUCCGGAUUAUCGUCACCGUCUGACAGGCCUGGCUGAAACCGGGUUCAGUGCGCAAAAGGUCGAGAGCCGAGUAUUAUGGCAAAAACUGUUUGUUCAAAUGCUUUUUGAAAUGGACGUUUCGUUUCCCCUUUUCUGGGUCAUCGAUGGCCUGGACGAAGCCGAAUCACCACAGGUGUUUCUGAAUUUUUUGGUGGCGCUUUCGAACUCAGACCUGCCACUCCGCCUCAUUGUCAUGAGUCGAGAGACCCAACCCCUUACCGCAUCCAUUCAUCGACUUACAGCGACGAUAAAUGUUCAAAAGAUACCGCUAGAUGCUUCUGUUCAGGAUGUACGACUCUACAUUGAGCAAGAGAUUGAGUUAGUGCACGCUCCAUGCGAGCUUAAAGCUCAGAUAUCCAACACCAUCAUGACAAUGGCGGCUGGUAAUUUCCUUUGGGUGCACCUCGUGCUGAAGGAAAUUAUGAUUUGCAUCUCAGAAGUCGACAUCGAAAGGGCGUUGAAGGGUCUCCCGCCAGAGCUGGAGCCGCUCUAUGCUCGGAUCGAUGAGAGUGUCGCAGGCCAGAUUCGAGCUGGUGAUUUGAAUUUGGCCAAGACAAUCCUCGCUUGGGUCAUAUGUUCGCGCCGGCCACUUGUGCUUGAAGAACUGUCACGAGCUUUGCAUCCUGAGUAUCGACCCAUUGAUCUCUCCCACACAGUCAAACGGGUCUGUGGGGAGUUCAUCCGCAUCACUUCCAAAGGAAACGUCACAAUGAUCCACGACACCGCUCGCGAAUAUCUGACUAAGACACCAGAAGCUCAUUUGCACAUCUCCACGCCUGAGGCACAUUCUGCAAUUUUUCGGAAAUGCAUAUCAAAUCUUCUGACUACAAGCCCAAGGAUCAGAGCCAACUUCGCUGACUCUCAGCCGUUUUUACUCUACACUGCAACGUCUUGGCCUUACCAUCUGGAUUUCAGCACGGCAUAUUGCGAUAGAGUCGCCCUGGUCCAAUUGGAAAAGUUCCUCCUUUCUCGCUCCGUCUUGGCAUGGAUCGAAUGCCUGGCAAUUGUUGGCGAGCUUCGGGUGCUGGUUCAUGCAUCAGAAGCCUUGACAAGGUUGCUUGAGAAGAGUUUUGUUGUAGUUGACUCGGAACAAAGCCGACCGGCACAACAGCUGCAGGGAAAGGAUCUCCUGAAGCAAUGGGCGGUUGACUUAAUGAAGAUCGUGGGCAAAUUUGGGUCGCAUCUCGCAGCGUAUCCAAGAUCGAUAUACAAACUUAUCCCUUCUUUCUGCCCUCACGACUCCAUUCUGCGCCGGUGCUUUGCUCAAUGGGAUCGGAACACACCCGGUUCAACACUGCGGCUUUCUGGCUUUUCCAACAAGUCGUGGGACGACAACCUUGCCACUUUCUCCGUCCGCCAUGAUUCCCAACCCAUUGUCGUCAGAGCACUGGACAACCAUUUCGCAAUACUGAUCGCGGACGGAAUGGUGAUUUUGUAUCAUGCUCUGACUUUUCAGGAGUGGGACGAUGUGGUUGGAGAGGCACAUUUCCGCGACUAUCACCACAAUUCUCCGAAGAGUGCUUCAUUCAACCAAGGGGGAACGCAGGUUGCACUUGCAUACAGAGGGUUCCCGUUGUGCGUAUGGGACGUCGACUUCCCUGGCUUCGUGGGCAGAUGCGAGAGGCCCGGUCAUGGUGGUGAGCUGAUCUGGACAGAAGUCGACAAGGUAGGGUGGAACCCAAUCACUGGGCACGUCUUUGGCACGUAUACAGACAGCCAUCUCUUCAAGUGGCAUCCGAUCGAUCACGACUAUCACGAACUCAGUGUUCCAGCCCUGAACAUUGCGUGUAGCCGAGAUGGCAACCUUCUCCUAACCACCAGUGGCGACGGCACCCUGCGAGUUUGGAACUUUCAUCAGUUCGCCAUGAUAUACCAGUUGUCGUGUAAUACACCGAUGACGGACAUAUCCUUUGACCCAGAGGGUCGAAGAAUUUACGACUUGCGGGACUCUUAUUGCAACGUCUGGGAGCCAAACUGCCUUGUCAAGUACGCGGAGACCGACGGUGGGGCGACCGAAACCUCCAGCUUCGAGCGAAUCACAGGAAAUAGUUCGAUGGUAUCCGAGAUGUCUUCAGAAAUGCUCGAGCCCAUCACCGCUCUCGCACUGAACAGAGUAAGCUCAGCAUAUUGUGCAGGCAAUGAUGGAGGCCUGGUGACAUUCUCGGCUGCUGGCUCAGAGGAGCCUGUUGAGCUCUGCCAGGGAUUCAUGUCUGUGGAACACAUCGUGUGGAGUGCAGAUGGGAAGAGUCUCGCAACUAGCGAUCUCAGUGCUAGGGUGACGGUGAAAGUGUUUGAGGGGCCUUCCAUGCCGACAGCGAGGACCGUAUUGCAGACUUCGCCGCAUGAUGGAAUCCAGCAGAUACUUCUCAGCCCGUCGGGAAGUCAUUUACUAGUAUACACGCGACAGUCUGCGCAGCUGUGGUCUGUGGAUACCAAAAGCGUGGUCGCAAGUGUUCCGCGCCCGAACAGGUUCAUCCGGUGGGUCGACCACGACCAGCCCGACCUUCUUCUGUGUUUCGGGUUCAGCGACGUCCGGCUGUUUAGAUGGAACAACCUUGAGGAGAUAAACUCAUUUUCGAUCAACCGGUCAUUGGUCGACGACGAACACCAAUCUCCGGUCGGCGACCGACCAGGUCCGUUCAGGCUGGACUCACUUGACUGGGUGCUCGAAGCGAGUGAUGUCGACAGCUCUGUUGACAAGAUAUUCCGGACACCUGAUGGAUCUGCGUUGCUGGUUCAGACCUCGCAGGUGUGUGAUCACCACAGACGGCGUAAGCAAUUCAUGGUCUUGAAAAUGAAUGCGCUCGCCGCGGACAACCCAGUGAAUGAAAUCACUGCAUCACCCCUCCCACUGCAUAUGCGAGAACGAAUCGAGAUACCCCUAGGUUUCUUGGGAAGCCAGGGUAUCCAAGGGGUUGGAAUGUUCUCGCACGGUCAUCCCGAGGCUCCAGUACUUGCAUUUCUCGACAAGGACUUCUGGGUCUGUACCGGGCUGCUUAACAACCAGGGCGAGGUGCAUGUCAAGAAGUUCUUUUUCUUGCCGAGAGACUGGCUCAACAUCGAGUCGUUGGAGCUGGCAGCGGUUACUAGAGAAGGUGUUUUGAUAUGCCCGAGGAACGGUGAGAUCGGGGUAGUCACAGGUGGUCUUAAGGAUGAGUGGAUAGAGUAA
This is a messenger RNA of Diaporthe batatas, 4158 nucleotides long. RefSeq lists its product as uncharacterized. Gene Ontology annotation, molecular function: protein binding. Bases 235 to 4158 code for a protein of 1307 amino acids. The record is from RefSeq and is a predicted model, not a curated record. NCBI's taxonomy places the organism in Eukaryota, Fungi, Ascomycota, Sordariomycetes, Diaporthales, Diaporthaceae. The transcript has 6 exons.